This is a messenger RNA of Agrilus planipennis (emerald ash borer), 2120 nucleotides long. Its product is annotated as nuclear pore complex protein Nup85. Gene Ontology annotation, cellular component: nuclear pore outer ring. NCBI's taxonomy places the organism in Eukaryota, Metazoa, Arthropoda, Insecta, Coleoptera, Buprestidae. The transcript has 10 exons. Gene Ontology annotation, biological process: protein import into nucleus; mRNA export from nucleus; positive regulation of DNA-templated transcription. The record is from RefSeq and is a predicted model, not a curated record. Bases 117 to 2042 code for a protein of 641 amino acids. Gene Ontology annotation, molecular function: structural constituent of nuclear pore.
UUUUAAACUUAUCUAUGGUUUUGAAAAAGGUUAGGUUAUGUUUUGUGGAAACGCCAAAAUUUAAUUUCAGAAUGCAAAUUUUAUCUUUUUAAGAGAAAUAUUUUGAAUUUUGUGGAAUGGAAUCGACAGUACGAACAUUUGCUAUCCCUAACGAGUUGUGUAGAAGAGCCGGUAUUGCAGCUACAUGGCAUUCAAUAAAUAAUUUAGGUAUAUUUCCUUCUCAAAGUGUAAAUCCUAGUAUCCCAGACAGACCAAGCCCAUAUGGACCUAGUGAAGCCUCGGUAUUUAAUGUUCGUCAAGACAUAUUACUAUUUGAGCCUAUUCUAAGGAAACUUGUGAACGAAUCCAAUGGAAUUUUCUUAAAUUUACAAAUUCUUACAUCUGGUAAUGUUGCGAACUUAAAACAGGAACUAUUAAAAGUCAGUCAUCAGUAUAGGUCAGUAAUACGUGCAUGCUUGGAAAAUUUACAAGAUGAAGUAGCAAGGGUUGAUGAACAUACAAGUGAAAAUAUGAAAAAUUAUAUUACUAUAUUCUACUCUAUUGAAUGUAUAUGGCAUCUUUGUGAAAUCUUAUUUAUAGAAAAUAUACCUGGUAGUAUAGUUCUCCCACACCUUUUGGAAUGGGUCAGGUUUCAUUUUCCUAAAUAUGAAAGGCAAGCAACUAUUUAUUUAAACUCUGAUAUUGAUAAUAUUGAAUUGGAUCCUGAUUAUUGGAAAACAGUAAUUGGUUGUCUUCUUCAAGGGCGAGUGGAAGUUGUUAGGGCUCUUUUGACACUGCAUUCAUCAGCAAACAGUCCAGUGUUUAAACUGUUUGACCAAACAUUAAAGUCGAUGCCCAUUUACAAUGUUUAUAGUGGUACUUCUGUGACAGAGUUUAAUUUACGAUGGAAGCAUUGGUUGGUAGACACACAGUCGAAGAUAGAUGCUAAAUCAUUUGUCUCAGAAAGUCAUUUAAACCUUAUGAUGAAGCUUGCAGUUGGUGAAGAACUGGCUUGGAAUCAGGUACAAGCUCAGUGUGAGGCUUGGUACGAAUUAUUAGCCUCCUGGCUGUUUUUUACUGAGCCAACUGUUAAAACUUUUGAGCUAGGUCAGUUUGCUAGACGAUGCAUUGGUCGUAUGGGCGUUAGAGAUCACCUAAGACAUCUAGACCAAAUUCUUUUGGCAGCAUUAGAAGCUGAUAUAUUUCAGGUGAUAAAAGAAAUUCAGCACAUGUCUGAAAAUGGGUGGUUUGUGAGCCAUUUAACUGACUUGUUAUUUCAUGCAGGAGUUUUGGAUACUUUAGAUGGGACCAAUGAGGACUUGGUGGCUGGACGACUUCGCGAGUCUUUCUUAAUUGAUUAUGGGGUUCUAAUGAGUAGCCACCAUUCCUUGUGGCAAUUGGGCUUAAGUUAUUUGGAUCAUUGUCCCUCAGAUGGUCUACAUGUUAUUCAAUUACUGCUGCAAAAGUUGCCUUUAGGAACUGAAGUUCGAGUGCAAAAGAUUGUUCGAGAGGCACUUAAAAGAGACCUCCAUCCUGUGGCACAAAGUGUAUGUAAAGUACAAGGAAUCAAUUGUUUAAGAAGAGGUAAAAUGGGAAAUGCUUUGAGUUGGGCUUUGAAGUCUCAAGAUGGAUAUUUUACUUCAUAUUUAGCAGAUCGAUUUUUACGUAAAUAUACCACAGAAGGUAAACUGUUAUGUCCUGAUCUUUUGGAAAAUUUGGGAUCAGCGAUGUUGUCUUGUGACAGACUAACAUUUCUAAGCAAAUAUUUUGAAUUUCAUAAAGUUUAUGCCUUAAAAGAUUUCAAAGAAGCUGCGAAUAUUAUUAUAUCUCUUAUGUCUUCAAAACUUACCCCAAAGUACUUUUGGAUUACACUGUUGACAGACGCCUUACCUUUACUAGAAUCAGACGAAAUCGUCUUCUCAUCUAACGAUACAUUUAUGUUGCUUCACUGUUUAGAAGAAAAAUCAAAAUUGCCCGAAUUACAAGAUAAAAUAAGUUUAAUUCGAAUUGCUGCUGCACGAAAUUUGGCCAGAGCCCUAACAACCGAAGCCCAAGCAGCCUGAGAACGUUCGAAAAUUAAUAGUAAGUUUUUUUUACUGUGCUUUUUAUAAGUGUGAAUUAAAAAUUUUUUUUUUUGAGAA